Didymodactylos carnosus is the source of this 2583-nucleotide messenger RNA. NCBI's taxonomy places the organism in Eukaryota, Metazoa, Rotifera, Eurotatoria, Philodinida, Philodinidae. The record is from the annotation of a GenBank genome assembly.
AUGGGACGGCUUAUGAAAGCGGAGAAAUAUUUUCAUCCGUUACUUAAAACAUUACCAAAUGAUCAUGAAAGUCUUUCUGCUGUGUACAAUCAAUUAGGUAACGUAUAUUACCGAAAAGGUGAAGUAUAUUUAGCACUAGAAAAUUCUCUACGCGCUUACGAACUACGUCAGAGACUUUUGCGUUCUGGUCAUCCUCAUUUAGCUGGUUCGUUAAGCAGUCUUGGAGUUUGUAGAAUGAAUAAUAGUCAAAUGGCUUCUUCAACGAAAUUGAUUGAUGCUAAACCUAAUGUUUUUAAUGAACAAAUCGUUGACGAUUUUAUUAAUAAUGAAAUUGAACAAGGUUUUCCCGGCGCUGCACUGAUCGUAAUUCGAUAUGGUAAAAUACUGAAACAAACCGUUUACGGUUACAAAUUAAAAUAUAAUGAAAAUGGGACAUUGAUAGAACAACCAGAAUUGUUAACAUUAGAUUCAAUGUUUGAUUUGUCAUCAUUAACUAAAAUGUAUGCAACAAAUUAUGCUCUUAUGCAUCUAAUAGAGCAAGGAAAACUCAGCGUUGAUGAUCAAGUUACAAAGUAUAUACCAGAAUAUUCUGGAUGUAAUCCUGAGAAUGAAUGUCGUGAAACAAGAUUAAUAAAAGAUCUAUUGACACAUACAGCUGGAUAUGCUCCAAGCGUUGAGUUUUACGAUCCGAAAUUAGUUUCACCAGAUUUAUACUCUCAAGAUAAGGGUAGAACAGAGCAAAUUAUUGAAACAAAAUUAGGAUUUCAAAAAGCAAGAGAUGGUGAUCAAUUACCAGUUUAUUCUGAUAUUGAUUAUAUGCUAUUGGGUCUAAUUGUGGAACGUAUAAGUGGAAUGUCAAUUGAUCAAUAUGCAAAGAUCAACAUUUAUCAACCACUCGGUUUAACACGUACAUUAUUCAAUCCUCUAAUUAAUACAAAUUAUAAAAAAGCUGAUUUUGCUGCAACUGAAUUGAACGGUAAUACACGUAAUGGUACAAUCAUGUUUCCCAAUGUGCGUACACAUGUAUUACAAGGCCAAGUUCAUGAUGAAAAAUCAUUUUACUCAAUGAAUGGUUUAUCAGGACAUGCUGGUUUGUUUUCAAAUUUAAAUGAAAUGGCAAUUCUAUGUCAAAUCAUGUUAAACAAUGGUACAUAUGGAAAUAUUCAGUUUUGGAAGAAAAAUGUGCAGGAUCGAUUUCUAAUGCCGUAUGCAUGUGAUCCAUCCUACGGAUUGGGAUGGCGGCUAAAUUUUAACAAAUCUCUACCAUGGUUCGGUCUGCAUGCAUCCGAUGAGGCCUACGGUCAUACAGGAUGGACAGGAACAUGCUCCGUUAUUGAUCCAAAGUAUUCAAUGGCAAUUAUUUUAUUAACCAAUAAACGACAUACACUAUGUAUCAAUGGAACCUUUGAUGGUGAAAAGUACGAGACAGGAAAAUAUGGAAAAAUAGUGACCCUGGUCUACGAGUCAAUUGUAUUAGAAGAUUCCGUCAUCUCAUUCGAUUUCCAACGAUAUAUAAGUAAAUCAUUUGAAAACAUGGAAAAUAAUUUUAUGAAAUACGAACGUGAUUCAAUUAAAAUAGAAAUGAUUAUGAGAAAAUUUUUUGAUAAAAGCGAUAACGAUGAAGCAUUUAUUAAAGAAGAAUUAAUAUCAGAAGUAGAAACACUGGUGCCGACAUCGGAAAAUAUACCAAAUACUAUGUAUAAAAAACGUUCACGUAUCCAGUACACAAAACAACAGUUGGAUAUUCUUGAAUCGACGUUUCAACUUCAUCAUUAUCCAACUGUUGAUAUGGUCGAUAAUACAGCUGAGAGACUGACAUUACCAACAGAAAAAAUUUCCGUAUGGUUUCAAAAUCGUAGAUCGAAAUUGAAAAAAGAAUUAAAAUAUUCAAAAGUUUCCAGUCGAGAAAAUCAACAAUUAGUACGUUUUAUUCAUACAUCUAUAAACAAAAAUCUCGGUCGAAAAGUUCGAAAAAAAUCAAAGUUGUCCAAAAAUUCUACAACAUACAUUAGUCAAUUUAAUGUUAGAAAUAUUCAGGUGCAUUCUGAAGAUUGCAAAAGUGUUCAUUUGUUCAAUGUAAUUCAAUCAACGGAAAUAUUAUUAAAACAGACUAUAAAAAAGGUCCAUCGAUCUACAAUUUAUUUUGUAAAAUAUUUUCUUUGUGUUUUAGACACCAAUAAGAAAAUCGAUAAAAAUGUAGAAGAAAUAAAGAAAGAAUUAGCACAUUUAGUUGAUGGUGUUUUCUAUAUAUCUGAAACAGAUGCACCAUUUGAAUUAUUAAAUGUACCUGAUAAUCGUUUGUAUCGAAAUGUUGAUGAUGUAUUGAAUUACUUUCAUCCCAACUAUAAACAGUUAACAAACGAAGAAAUACCAUUAGACAGAUUAUUUUCGAAUCACGUUGAUCCAGUAACAUAUGAAACAUACCGGCCAAUAAAAGAAUAUUUACAGAAAUAUUUACAUGAUAUCCAUAUAGUUCGUAUUGGUGAAAUUAAAAUUGAUAUUUAUAUUAUUGGCUCGGCAAGAACAGCAGCAAAUGAUAAAAACAAAUGGAUUAUAUUGAGAACCUUGGCUGUUGAAACAUAA